AUGGCAUCAGUAUCGCCCCCCAAGCCUUGGGAAAGAGGUGGAGCUGCGGGCGCAAGCACAGUCCUGCCAUCAUCAACAGGAACAUCAACAGGAACUUCAGCUUCGAAUCCGACUUCCACAACCCUGUCGUCCUCAACGACAUCAGCUUCUGGGGCACCGGCGCUCCCCGAACGCCCCUCAACGCUUAUGUCCGCUGUAAAUCGAAAUGCCUCGGCAUACUCUCCUUACGGCGCAAACAGACUUGGAACUUCUCCUUAUGGUGGUAUCGGCUCCGCAUAUUCAUCUCCAUACUCAAGAAUGGGAGGUAUGGGAGGAUACGGUGGAUAUGGCUCGAGUAUGUACGGUGGGAUGCCCGGGAUGGGAGGCUACGGAUCGAUGUAUGGCGGUGGUAUGAAUGGCAUGUAUGGUGGAAUGGGGGGAAUGCAGGGUGACCCCAAUGACCCUAAUAGUUUGACGCAUGGCUUUACGCAGAGCACGCAAGCUACUUUUCAGAUCAUUGAGGGCAUCGUGGGCGCUUUUGGUGGAUUCGCACAAAUGCUCGAGAGCACUUACAUGGCUACGCAUUCGAGUUUCUUCGCAAUGGUAUCCGUUGCAGAACAAUUUGGGAAUCUCCGAAAUACUCUCGGUUCAGUAUUAGGGAUCUUCACUAUCCUACGCUGGUUGCGGACGCUCUUCGCAAAACUUACUGGGAGACCACCACCAGCAGAUGCGAUGUCUCUCACUCCAAGCGCAUUCGCGAAGUUCGAGGGACGCAAAUUCCUCCCAGAUGGCUCACCAGCUUCUCCUCCAAGACCCAGCAAGAAGCCCCUAUUAUUUUUCUUGGCAGCUGCUUUCGGUCUGCCAUACCUCAUGGGUAAACUCAUUAGAGCCCUUGCUGCUUCACAAGAAGAAGAGCAGCGUCGACUGGCCGCUUCAGGCCAGUAUCAAAUAGGCCCUGACGGUCAGCCUAUCCCCCAACAAAUCGAUCCUUCGAAGCUCGAGUUCUGCCGCGUGCUGUAUGACUUCACACCCGAAUCCGGGGCUGCGGUUCAAGGGGUCGAUCUAGAGGUCAAGAAGGGCGAUUUGGUCGCUGUGUUGAGCAAGAGUGACCCCAUGGGGAACCCAAGCGAGUGGUGGAGAUGUAGAGCUAGAGACGGACGCAUGGGAUACCUGCCGGCUGUCUACUUGGAGGUGGCGAGGAAACCGGGACAACAACCCACCACCGGGGCAAUCAAGAGCGCGAGCCAAAGCGGGAGUCGGACCAACAGCCUAACAAGCCAGAGUGCCAAGGCACCAGCGGUACCCGGAAAAGCGGGUGAUAUGAGCGUCGAGAGUUUCCAAAAGAGCCAGUUCUAUUCUUAA
This is a messenger RNA of Amorphotheca resinae ATCC 22711, 1341 nucleotides long. RefSeq lists its product as hypothetical. Gene Ontology annotation, biological process: protein import into peroxisome matrix, docking. The record is from RefSeq and is a predicted model, not a curated record. Gene Ontology annotation, molecular function: protein binding. The transcript has 3 exons. NCBI's taxonomy places the organism in Eukaryota, Fungi, Ascomycota, Leotiomycetes, Helotiales, Amorphothecaceae. Gene Ontology annotation, cellular component: peroxisomal membrane; peroxisome; peroxisomal importomer complex. The coding region runs from base 1 to 1341 and encodes 446 amino acids.